Condylostylus longicornis is the source of this 2848-nucleotide messenger RNA. RefSeq names its product 1-acylglycerol-3-phosphate O-acyltransferase Pnpla3 (gene bmm). NCBI's taxonomy places the organism in Eukaryota, Metazoa, Arthropoda, Insecta, Diptera, Dolichopodidae. The transcript is spliced from 8 exons. Gene Ontology annotation, cellular component: cytoplasm; lipid droplet; membrane. Gene Ontology annotation, biological process: triglyceride catabolic process; lipid homeostasis. The record is from RefSeq and is a predicted model, not a curated record. Gene Ontology annotation, molecular function: triacylglycerol lipase activity. Bases 701 to 2605 code for a protein of 634 amino acids.
AACACAACAAACUCAACGUAUUUUGUUCAUUUCAUAAAGAAUAGUUGAGUUGAAAGCGUCAAAAAGUUGAAAUAAGGGAAUAAAAAUUAAAAUAUUUGAAUAUAUUCGAUAAUUUAUAUACAUAUUUUGAAAAAAUAUUCUUUAUUCAUAGAAAAAAGGUUUUAUCAAUAUUAAAAAAAAAAUAAAGUGCGAAAUUAUAUGCGAAAAUUAUGAGAAUUUACGGGAAAGAAUAAGAAUAAAUUAAAAAAUCGAAAAAACAAGAAAAAAAUCAUAAAAUACGUUCUUAAACAUCUGGAUAUUUAUUUAUAGCAUACACACAUAAAAUAUAAAAGUAAACAUAAUAUAGAUACAUAUACACAUAUAUACAUAUACAUAAAAUUAUAUGUUAGGUAUUGAAGCGAAAUACAAAAAAUAAAAAUUAGAAAAUUUACACUUAUGCGAAAAUAAAUUUUUGAACGCGAAAAUUAGUGUUGUUUUCCUAUUUAAUUAACUAGUGAUUCUUUGAAUUAAAUUUCAAAUUCAUUAAUAUAUUUUGUAAUAAAAUAAUUAUUGAAAAUUGUAGUUGUUUACGUAGCCCAAAAUAUAAAAAAAGUGCAAAAGAAUUGCUUUUAAUAAAUUGUGAAAAAUUGAACUAAAUUACAGUUAGGUAACCACCUAUAAUUCUUUUUACAAACAGAAAAUCAAACUAAAAAAUUUCAGAAUGAAUUUAUCAUUUGCUGGUUGUGGUUUUCUAGGAAUUUAUCAUGUUGGUGUAGCAGUCUGUUUUAAAAAGUAUGCACCACAUCUUUUACUUGAAAAAAUUGGUGGUGCAUCAGCUGGAGCAUUGGCAGCAUGUUGUUUAUUAUGUGAUUUACCAUUAGCAAAACAAAAUCUAAGUAAAUUAGUUUACAAUAAAGAUCCUUGCCUAAAUAUUUGUCAACUAAAACGAUUAAGUAUGAUGCAAAAAGAAAAACGUCCAAACUUAUUAGGUGAAAUGACAUCAGAUUUUUUUCGUGUUGUCAAUGAAGCUAGAAAACAUUCAUUAGGACCAUUUAGUCCAUCAUUUAAUAUUCAAACAUGUUUAUUUGAAGGAUUACAAAAACAUUUACCUGAUGAUGCACAUAAACGUGUUAGCGGCCGCCUUCAUAUUUCAUUGACUCGUGUAUAUGAUGGUAAAAAUGUCAUUGUAUCACAAUUCAAUAGUCGAGAAGAUCUUUUACAAGCAUUAUUAUGUGCAUGUUUUAUACCUGGUUUUUCUGGUAUUCUUCCACCACGUUUUCAUGGGGUCCGGUAUAUGGAUGGUGCUUUUUCUGAUAAUUUACCAAUAUUAGAUGAAAAUACAAUAACAGUUAGUCCAUUUUGUGGUGAAAGUGAUAUCUGUCCAAGAGAUCAAAGCUCACAAUUAUUUCAUUUAAAUUGGGCUAAUACAUCAAUUGAAAUUUCAACACAAAAUAUUCAUAGAUUUGUUCGUAUUCUAUUUCCACCACGUCCAGAAUAUUUAUCGAAAUUUUGUCAGCAAGGAUUCGAUGAUGCAUUACAAUUUUUACAUCGAAACAAUUUGAUAAGUUGCCGUCGUUGUGUUGCUGUACAAUCAACAUUUGUUGUUUCAGAAGGCAUUAAUGAUACUCAGGAUUUUGAUCCAGAAUGCAGAGAAUGUAAAAAGCAUAGAAAGGACGCUUUAAGAGCCAAUAUGCCAGAGACUGUUUUAGAUGUGAUACAAUCUUAUAUUGAUCAAGCAAACAAAGGACUUGUUAAUUGGUUAUUUAAGAAUCGUGGUGUAAAAAUUAUUUCUUUGCCAGCUACUCUUCCAGUUGAAAUAUUUUUACUUACAAUUUCAAAAUUAUCUUCUGCUGCACCAAAAAUUUCAAAUCAAUUACGAUAUUUAAUCGAACUGAUUUUAUCUCAAUUUGGUGAUGUUCUUAACACAAAAUUAAUUAAUAAAAUAAAAAUGGGGUUAAUAGAUAUGCCAGAAUUUGAUACAAUGGGUGGAUUAUAUCAUAGAAACAGAUGUGAUUCUAUUGUUUAUGAUGAAUUCGGCAUUUUAAAUAACGACAAUGACACUUAUGAUGAACUAUUAAAAGUUUCAACACAUCAAGAUGCUGUUUAUGCUUAUUAUUAUACAAAUGAUCAUAAUAAAGUAACUGUAAACGAAAUAUUUGAUUUAACCGAGGGUAAUAUUCCAGCUGAUUUGACUAUUAUUGAUGAUGUUGUCAAUGAUACCGUGAAUGUUAAUAUGCAAGCGCAUCAAAAUUAUUUAAUUGAAUGUGAUUGGAAUGGCGCAGAAGCUGAUGGUGUAUUUAUCACGAAUCCUAAUGACCACUAUUAUAAUCAUCAUUUCAUAUAUGAACAUCAUAAUAAUAACAAUAAUAAUACUAAUAAUAUUAACAAUAAUAACAAUACUAUGGAGGAUAUAAUAAUGGACAAUGAUAGCUUAAAAAAUUAUAGUAGAUCACCAGUUGAAUUAUUUAGUGGUAGUAAUUCAGAUACUGAAUUUGGUAGUGACUAUAGUGAAUCAGAAGCUGAUCAUCAUGUUAAAGAGAAUACAAGAAAUGGUAUGUUUAUGCAAAUACCAGAAACAACAAAUUAUAAUUAUCAACAAUCACAAAAUAUAAAGACCAAUAAUUAAAUAAAUGUCAACGCAAACUCAUAAAAUAUAUAAAAUAAAAUAAAAUUAUGUAAAUUGUAGUAAAAUUCCUUAGUAUUUUUUAUAUGAGAAACGAAGAAAAAAAAAUAUUAUUUAAUAAGUAGAAAAAUUUUUCUAAUUCAUUUACAAUAAAAUUUAAUUUUUUGUUUAUGCAGAAAACAAAUAAGUUUUGUAUGAAAAGAAAUAGAAAACCAUUUGAAUUUAUUGAAAAAAAAAAACAAAAAA